GAUGACUGCACGGUUUGUCUCAGGGGUGUCUCUCUGUGCUCUGCUGAUUGUGAACAUUUGCUGCUUUCCUUAUAAGAAAGGCUCUAAUUCUGGUGCUUAUGGCAGCGGUUACCCAAACGCUGCUCCUACUUUGGACUCGUACCAGGGAGCUCCUUCUGGCCAGUUUUCAUCUGAAGUGGUUAUGCCUAAAAGAGCUCCUUCUACAGGGCUCCCCACACCAUCUUAUCAGGCUCGACCACAGCCGGGGCCCAGUGUCCCUCAGCCCACUGGUCAAAGACCAGCACCAUCUGCUGUCUCCAGCUCUUCUGGACCGGUGUUCUCAGGAUACGGAGAACCUGUUGUGAGGCGUAACCCUGCCAGUGCCGCACAACCAGAAGCUGCUUUUCAACCUGGCACUCAAGACAUGAACUGGGCUCCUCACAGCCUCUCUGGAGGUGAGGAGAUGUCGUCUGGCUCUCCAGCUGUCUCCAGUUUAUAUGAGGAACUGGAUCCAUUUUUUCCAUCGGGACCAAUGUACCAGGCGGGAGAGUUGUCCCAUUUUGAGAAAAGCUUUGAGCAUGGUGACAACGAGAGGGAGACCGAGGAACAAGGCAGGCUGUCUCCUCCACCAUUUCAUGAGCAAGAGUAUGCUGGCCAAAGCUUUACUAGUCAACCUCAGCAACAUCGGUGA
Messenger RNA from Cyclopterus lumpus (lumpfish), 670 nucleotides. Its product is annotated as translation initiation factor IF-2-like. Lineage: Eukaryota; Metazoa; Chordata; Actinopteri; Perciformes; Cyclopteridae. The transcript is spliced from 4 exons. Bases 2 to 670 code for a protein of 222 amino acids. The record is from RefSeq and is a predicted model, not a curated record.